Molecule: messenger RNA, 2075 nt
Organism: Xenopus laevis (African clawed frog)
Lineage: Eukaryota; Metazoa; Chordata; Amphibia; Anura; Pipidae
Gene: ctxn3.L
Product: cortexin-3
Exons: 3
Coding region: 789-1082 (97 amino acids)
Source: RefSeq, a predicted model, not a curated record
UUUGCUAUGUGUGUAAGAGAGCUGGCAAAAUAUACUGGGCUGAUUAUUCUGGAGUUUUUUCCAUGCCAUGUUUGUGUGUGUAAGGCUGGCAGGAGAAGUAGGUAUAUUCAUUACAUUUCCAGAUCCAUGUUAGUGGACAAGCCUGAAGGAUGCCAACAGGGAAUAACACAAAGUUCUGCUUGCAAAAAGUGUGCUAAUUGGAAGAGAAAAAAGCUGAUUGCCGACAGUGAUCAAUAACCCAGGGAAGAUAGGUUUACACACAGAGACACACACAUGGCAAUACAUGUUAUGGGAAUACCCUGUUGUGUCAGUACUGCCUGUGAAUUUCAAUGCCCUUCCAAAGAGGCUUCCUUCCAGACAAGCUGCAGGGCUGCUUGUUAAGUGUGGAAUACAUUGAAGUGAAGGGCUGCUGCUGCUUUCAGGGCAGGAAUCAGACUCUGGCUUGUUCCGUCACGCACAGCAGCCCCAGCCCAUGGCAUCCAACAGCUGAGCACAAAUCUCUGGGAAAAGUUACUCCCAUUUUAUCUCUCUGGGCUCACAGUCGGCCAAAUGUCAUGCUCUGCUCCGUCACAUUUGUUUGUGUCCAGGGAAAUGACUUGGCAAGAAGGAAACUUAAAAAUAUCUGCGAAUAACUGACUCUCCGGGGGAUGGACCGAAUAUCCUACCAGCUCCAGCAAGCUGCAGUGCACUGUUGGCGACGUGUGUCAGAUUCCGUUCCCAUAUCCUCGAAAUAGAUAUAAAAGUAAUAGAUUUCUACCAGGCAUUUCUACCAGGCCCAUGGAGUCGUUAUGAGGACAAAAAGGAUAUUUGGGAAGGAUUUUUUUCUACUUACUUGGAUAAUGGAUGGAGAGACUUUAACAUCUACAUUUUUACCAACACUAAAUGCAUCUCUGGGCUCUGCUAUGACAUUGGAGCAGAAGACAACAUUUGCCUUUGUGAUUCUAUUGUUCAUCAUUUUGGGGGUCCUAAUUAUCAGGUGCUUUAGGAUUCUUCUUGAUCCUUACAGAAGCAUGCCAACAUCUACUUGGGCAGAUGGGAUUGAUGGACUGGAAAAAGGGCAGUUUGAUUACGCCCUGGCAUAGAUGACUGAACAGAAUUAAUCUAAAUAACCUAUCAUGAGACAUUUCAUUGGAAUUAAAAUGACAUCCUAAAACAAUUCUCAGUUACAGAUAUGCGAUCUAUUAUCAGGAAACUUAUUAUCCAGAAAGCUCUGAAAUUCAGCACUGCUAUUUCCAAUAGUCAACUGUUUACAAAUAAUUGCUAAUUUCUGACUGGUUUGCUCUGUAAUAACACAGCACCUUGGUACCUUGUACUUGACAGUAAGUAAGCUAUUAUAAAUCCAUAAAUAUGGGAACACAAUCCUAUUCCUUAUUUCAUUUUAAUACCUUUUUAGUAGCCUUUGUGCUCCAGAGAUUAAAGAAAGAAGCCUUAUCAGGAAAAUUUCAGUUCCCAAGCUUUCUUUAUAAUAGAUCUCAUGCCUUUACAGUAAUUGUAAUUUUAUAUUUAGAGUUGACUAAACAUUUUUCAGUGUUAUAAUUAUAACAAAAAUAUAUAUUUUAUAUUAUAAAAAGAGGUUAUUUUUUGUUGUAGGGCAAAGGGACAUUCAGACACGUAAUGGAAGUACAGGUACGGGAUCCGUUAUCUGGAAACCUGUUAUCCAGAAAACUUCCAAUUACGAAAAGGUCGACUCCAUAGAUCCAACUUUAUUCAAAUUUUUAAAAACGAUUUCCUUUUUCUCUGUAAUAAUAAAACAGUACCUUGAUCCCAACUAACAUAUAAUUAAUCCUUAUUGGAAGCAAAAUCAGUCUGUUGGGUUUAUUUAAUGUUUACAUUAUUUUCUAGUAGACAACGUAUGAAAUUAGGGAAAGAUUAUCUGGAUUUCCCUUGGUCCUGAGCAUUCUGGAUAACAGGUCCCAUACCUGUAUAUACAAAACUGCUAUGUAAAAUAGAGAAAUAUUUUGUGUCACCCUAUAGUUGUUAUCAUAUUUCUUUUGUGUGUGUGGUGUCCACUGAAAUUGUAGGAAAGUGUGUUGAUGGGCAUCAUUGGAAAUAAACACAAUUAUUUUCCAAAGUAA